Messenger RNA from Daldinia decipiens, 1318 nucleotides. RefSeq names its product S-adenosyl-L-methionine-dependent methyltransferase. Lineage: Eukaryota; Fungi; Ascomycota; Sordariomycetes; Xylariales; Hypoxylaceae. The record is from RefSeq and is a predicted model, not a curated record. The coding region runs from base 384 to 1211 and encodes 275 amino acids. The transcript has 3 exons.
AGAAAAACGUACACGAACCAACGGCAUUCCGGUGGGGAAGACAACAUACACAAGCUAUUACGUAUCCCACAAAUGUAUUGCGUAACUCCCUAGGUUAAAGGUUGUGUUAGAUGUUCUUGUCAUAGAGACUACUGCGGAAUGUCUACAAAUUAUUGGCUGUAGACUCGCUAGAAUGUGUCAAUAUAUGCCAACAUCGUAUAAAUAAUAUCGUUCUGUUAUACUACCCCAGAUACCACCUUGCCUACAAGGUACCUAUCUAGGUGAGCAAUCGAAAUAACUUUAUAAAUACGCUCCUAGUUACCCAGUCUAUAUGAACUCUCCCAUUGCUUUAGGAUGUUUUAUCCAUCAAGCCUAUUUACCGAACUCUUCCUGAAUUAGUUACAAUGCCCGACUACUUCGUUUCCUCGACAGAGGCAGAGAAUAAGCGUUUAGAGCAGGCGUCUGCUGUGGUAAGAGCGUAUAUGGAUGGAAAUGUCUUCCUUGCCCCUAUCGACACGGCGCGCAAAAACAUUAAAGUGCUCGAUAGUGCUACAAAUAACGGGUUCUGGUUAUUGCAGUUCCAAGCUUCUCUCAAAGAUCCAAGCUCAGCUACACUAAUUGGGACUGACCUUCAGGAUCGUUUCCCGAAUCCACCACAGCCAGGAAUCAGCUUGCAGAUUCAAGACAUUAAUAAGCCAUGGCCAAAGUCGUGGAAGUCAACAUUUGACUACGUACAUCAAACUCUAGUGCUAUUCCAGGCGGGUCCGAAGCAGCGCGAGGCCAUUAACUCUCUCGGAGAGCUGGUGAAGCCCGGUGGUUGGAUUGAGCUUAUGGAACCUCAGUAUGAAGCAACUAAUGAUAAUGGGCCGGCCUAUAAACAAUUCCUUGAUAUGCUGGGCGAGCUGUGGGCUAUGAGAGGCACGAAGAGCGGGUUUGCCGCUGACUUAGAGGGUAUAGUCGAAGACGCUGGCUUUGUGGACGUCAAAAGUGUGCUGCUGCCUAUUGGCAUAGGUCCUAAGCAUAAAGACCCGGGAUUAGCCAGUGUCAGCGUCGAGAGUACCGUGGGUGGUGGCAAGAAUAUUACGAUAGCUGGAAAAUCCAUCCCAGGAGGACUAAAGUCUAUUUCUGCGGAGGAUUUUGAGACCUGGCCAGCGCGCUUUGAAGAGGAGUUGAAGACGAAAGGAGCCUAUAUGCCCCUAAGGGUGGUGUACGGCAGAAAGCCUGAAGCCUAACUGGAUUUAGAAAUGUAAGGGGUCCAAUGGAGGUAUUGGCGAGCCAUUGGAUAUGCUUCCCUGGACUUUGAUUACUUCAUUCGCUAGAUAAUAAAGGAUUCUAUCAA